Messenger RNA from Neopelma chrysocephalum (saffron-crested tyrant-manakin), 4131 nucleotides. Its product is annotated as histone-lysine N-methyltransferase SETDB2-like. The record is from RefSeq and is a predicted model, not a curated record. Gene Ontology annotation, cellular component: nucleus. NCBI's taxonomy places the organism in Eukaryota, Metazoa, Chordata, Aves, Passeriformes, Pipridae. Gene Ontology annotation, biological process: heterochromatin organization; negative regulation of gene expression. The transcript has 24 exons. Gene Ontology annotation, molecular function: DNA binding; zinc ion binding; protein binding. The coding region runs from base 234 to 3347 and encodes 1037 amino acids.
GCAGCAGCAGUGCGGGGGGCCGCGGCGAGGCCCUGAGGGCUGCGGGAGUGACCCGGGGCCCGGCCCCUGACCGCAGGCUCACCCCAUGCCAGCCUCCCCCUCCGACAGGCAUCCCGGGCCCUGCCUUCGGCCGUGCCGGAGCGCAGCGAGACCCACGCGGCGCGCCCCGGCCUGAGGUGGGCUUGGCACUGCCCCGGCGCGGAUGACAGCGCUCCGAGCGGCCUCCCCGGAGGAUGGAAGAGAAAAGAAUGCUGCGCGACUUCUUUGAAGAGGAGCACCUUACCAGUUCCAGGGAGGAGAGCAUUAAAGGUGAUUUGAAAACGUUUUGGACGCAAUUGGGAAGUAGAAGAGUGGAUGUCAUAUUUGAGCAGGUGCAAAAUGUGCUGCUGUUGCUAAAGGAAAAGAUCAAGAAUGGAACUGCCACAAACCAAGAAUGCUGGCAGGCUUGGGCACUGGUGAAUGAAGCUAAUCUAAGUGAUCUCUUAACUUUGACAAACGUAAGUGAUGGGUUUGAUGGAGAUAGAGUACAGGAAACCAAACCCAAAUUGCAGCAUCUUCUUGCAGAUGACAACACUGCAAAUGCUGUAGAAGGUUCUGACAGUAACAGGAAAGAGGAGAUGGAAAGAACAUGGUCAGGGACUGAAAAAGCAUCUAGCAAAAUUCAACACUUACCCUUAAACCUACAGUAUCAGAACCACAAGUGCUCUAGUGCAUGUCUUGCCAAGGGAGCAGCAGGCUCCUACAAGGGUGAAAACCCUCUGAAGAUACCAAUCCUGUUUCACUUCCAAAGACGGCAUGCAAAAGCAGACUGCCUUUCAAAAUCCCUGGAUGUGAAUUACAAAGCUCCUUGCGGUCGGAGUCUGAGAAGCUUUCGAGAUGUGCAAAAUUAUUUGUUUGAAACAAAGUGCAAUUUCUUAUUUGUUGAUCACUUUUCCUUCAACACAUAUGUACUGUUGGGCAGGAACACCAUGAAUCCUGAACCUCUUGUGUUCGACUUUGAUAUUAGCAACGGAGCCGAGUCUGUGCCCAUCUCCUUCUGUAACAAUCUUGACCACGCAAGGUUACCUUAUUUCAAAUAUCGGAAGUCAUCAUGGCCACGUGGAUAUUAUCUCAACAACUUCUCCAGCCUGUUUGUGGAUUCAUGUGACUGCACAGAUGGCUGCAUUGAUAGGUCAAAAUGUGCAUGCCUACAGCUAACUGCAAGAGGCUGUAGUAAAACCUCUCUAUCUUUGGGUAGUAAAAGAUGCCGUGGAUACCAUUACAAAAGACUGGAGGGACCUGUUCCUAGUGGAAUUUACGAGUGCAGUGUGUUGUGCAGGUGUGAUAAGUUGAUGUGUCAGAACAGAGUUGUACAGCAUGGCAUUCAAGUCAGGUUGCAAGUUUUCAACACUGAAAAGAAAGGCUGGGGCGUCCGCUGCCUGGAUGAUAUCGACAAGGGGACAUUUGUUUGUACCUACUCAGGCAGAUUAAUGAGCAGAGCUGAAGUAUUGGGAGAUGCUGAUCAAGAGCUGAAAGAAAAGAGUGCUGUGAAUGACAGAAACCAUGGGUUUUUUUCCAAAAAAAGAAAACUUGACACUGAUUGUUCAGAUUCAGUCAUUGAACUAGUGCAGACUGGUAAACAUGACAUUCUUGAGAAUCAGGAAUCUUUGUCUCAAACUGUGCAUAGUGAAAAUAAAUCAACCCUGGUUCAUCCAAAGAACUUGAAUAUUGCAACCACAAGGCCUGGAAGAACAGGUUUUUUUCACAAUCACCGGCUAAAAAUGGUGCACAGUGCCAGCUCAGAUGAAGAUAAUAGUUCUCAGAUUCAUCAGUCAAGCAAAACAAAAGUAAACAGUGGAACAAAGAAAGGAAAAGAAAAAUCCACCCAGGAGCAGAAGGAAGACCAUCAGAUGGAAAUUGGACAGACCGAGUCUGUUGGUGUGGACAGUGCGGGAUACAAAAGAAAGAGUCUGUCGCUGCAGGGUGUUGAUUGUGGCAAGUCAAGUGUGCUGGAUGACACAUGUGUUGCGAGGCCAUCCAAUAAUAUACCCCUAAAAACUGACUGCAAAGAGGAAAAUAGCAGGCAGUCAAGUCAAGAUGCAGUUUGUGAGGAGGCUGAUGGAGAUGGGAUGCUUCCGAAGAAUGCUUCUAAAGAAAAUAUUUAUGUACUGGAUGCCACAAAAGAAGGAAAUGUGGGUCGUUUUCUAAAUCACAGCUGCUGCCCAAAUCUCUUUGCACAAAGCGUGUUUGUAGAGACUCACAACAGAAGUUUUCCAUGGGUGGCAUUCUUCACAAACAGACAUGUGAAAGCUGGAACUGAACUCACGUGGGAUUAUGGCUAUGAAGCUGGAAGCAUGCCAGAGACAGAGAUUUCCUGUCAGUGUGGAGUUCAGAAGUGCAGGAAAAAAAUCUUAUUACAUCAACUGCUUUGUGCUUUGUCCCAAUUUUUUCCUGCUCUAGGUGCUUUCUGGAUAAUGGCGAAGAUGGUGAGAAGAACAUGUGCAUUUUGUUCAGAAGGGGCGGCUGGUUCUGUAAUGUAUAUUGCCAAAGAGAGCGAUAUUGCAGCUCAUCAGGAUUGUCUGUUAUUUUCCUCAGGAUUUGUGGAAUCUGAAGAAUAUAACCCAGAAAAUCUGGAUAUAAGGUUUGAUGUGGCAUCAGUGUUGAAAGAGCUCAGGAGAGGAAAGCGGCUGGUGUGCAACUUCUGCCGCAAGAAAGGAGCCACUGUGGGCUGUGAGGAGAGAGCCUGCCGCAGGAGCUACCACUACUUCUGUGCGCUCUGCGACGACGCAGCCAUAGAAACCGACCAAGUGAAGGGAGUCUACCGAGUGUUCUGCCCAAAACAUGACCCAAGCAAUAGGACCAGUCACUAUGGUGCAGCUAAUAAGAAGAGAAGAUAUACAUUGACAUCUGCCAUCGCAGAAGAAAUGAAAACAGAAGAGAAAGCAGAAGAAAACCAUUUCCAAACACUAAAAAGAAAAAACAACAGGCAUAAAGUCCAGAUAGACCUUGUCAGGAAAUGCAAACAAGCUGGGCUUCUAGAUGACAUAUUUGAAGAAAUGCUGGACACACUUCACCUGGCACAGGAAAAACUAAUGGAUGACAACACUUCAGAAACAGAAUAUGAGGAGACAGUAAUGGCACUGUUUGACUGUGGACUGUUUGAAAAUAUACUGACAAAUAUUCAUUCAGGAGAAUGGAAGCAACAGAGAGAAGCAGAAAUGCAAUCAGGCAGAGCUUUGCAAAUAAGGAACAGAAGAAAAAAUACAAGAACUUCUAGAAAACAGAAAAAGACUGGAUCACAAGAUAGAGCUACUGCAGGACUUAAAAGAAGUCCUUCCUACCCCGGAGAGCACAGCCAGUACAUCUAGUGUGGUGUCUGAAUAACGGUGAAGUCUGUCUGUAAUGGUGUAAAUAUUUAGGAUUUUCUAAUGAUAGAAACCCUAGAGCACAUCUGGUUCAUGUCUAAGUAAUUUCCCACUCCCAAGACUGGGACAUAAACAAGAACUGGGUCCCAUACUCAUUUUUAUACCUCAAUGGUGCAAUAAUUUUAAGUUUUUAAAAUUAUCAAAUCUUCAUCUUCAAACCUUAUUAUGUAGUACAUCAGUGUUAUACGCUAAAUUUAGCUUUUUUAAACCCUACAGUGAAGACUUUUUGCUCCAAGACAAGGGAACAUCAGAUGCAACAGAACACUUGUUAAAGUCACUUUAACUGUGGAGCCCUCUCGUGGCUGUGCCAUAGCUGCUUCACUGUCUGUGUCUAGACAGUGAUGUUUUCAGGAUCAUAUUGGUGCUUUGGCUUUCCAAAGAAGAUAAAUGAGCAGAACUUGCACUUAAGGAAGCCUUCUGAAUGUUGAACAGGACUUGAAUUAAAAAACCCAAGUUAUUCUUGUUUGACUGGUCAAUGUGUAACUAGUUCUGCUGUAAUGGCAGUGGCGAUACAGUUUUUACAGGCAGACCAAAAACAGUUGGGCAUUAUCAUCAGAAUAUGUACAAUGUCAAAGGGAUCAAACAGUGGUCUGGGUCUUUCUUUUCUCCAUUACGAAAGGAUGCAACUUCCCUCUGUUUUGCCUUUAAAAAGUUGUUUGAAUACAGAAAAGCAUUGUUUAGCCACAAAAGGCUAAGUUAACAAAAUAAAACAUUUUUUAAAAAAGCU